GUCAUCGUCCCGAGUGCUUGGCACCAGUGUCCAGUCGGCUUGCACCAUGACACACCACAGCAUGAGAGAGACAGGAACGAAUGACUGCUGUUCAGGACACAUGAUCACAUUUGUGGAAAUUUCAUGAUUUAAAAGUUUGAGUCUGAAUCAAGGAUCAGAAACAUGCACUGACGAAAGUUUUGAGACAAUACACACACCAGACGACUGCAGCAUCUGAGAGACCCUGGAGAUGGAGCUUCUCCCCCUGAGUGUGAUGAGUCCCAGAGCUCCCCUUCGUCUGCAAGCAGAUCCUUUGUGGCUCCAGCGCCAAGCCGUGGAGGAGCAGGUGGAGCUUUGGUGGUUCAACGAGCCGCACGUGUCUCUCUUGUGCUACUGCUUUUCAGUGGCCAUGGUUCUGAGCCUGGGCUCGGCCGGCGUGGGGCUCCUCUCGACCGCCUCCUCCACCGCGGGGCCCUCGGUGCUGUGGCGCUUGGGUGUAGGUUCCACUCUCUGUCUCCUGGCACUGGUGGUCCUCAUGAAGCAGCUGCUCAGCUCUGCAGUGCAAGACAUGGGCUGCAUACGCAGCCGCAGACGCAUCGAGCAGCUGCGCAGUGGAGGAACGGUGGAUCCCGUGCUGUUGCUCUUCACUGGUUUGGCACUGGUGGUGUGUGGGACUAUGCUGCUCAGUCUCACUCAGCUGGACAUGCUGCUCUCUGGUGUGACCCUCCUGGCCAGUGGGGGCGCUGUGGUCCUAGGUGUGAUGGCGUAUGGAGUGAUGGUUUAUGUGCAGGGCAGGAGAAACACGAGAAGGCGAAGACGACGAAGGGUGAGAGUGUAUACAGUGACGGGGCAAAGGAACCGACCAUGGAGGGAUUCAACUUCCAGUCAUUCGAAUUUGUUGUGAAAGAAGAAUC
Sinocyclocheilus anshuiensis is the source of this 893-nucleotide messenger RNA. RefSeq names its product transmembrane protein 125b (gene tmem125b). Bases 230 to 883 code for a protein of 217 amino acids. NCBI's taxonomy places the organism in Eukaryota, Metazoa, Chordata, Actinopteri, Cypriniformes, Cyprinidae. The record is from RefSeq and is a predicted model, not a curated record. The transcript is spliced from 3 exons.